Molecule: messenger RNA, 5699 nt
Organism: Xenopus tropicalis (tropical clawed frog)
Lineage: Eukaryota; Metazoa; Chordata; Amphibia; Anura; Pipidae
Gene: ino80d
Product: INO80 complex subunit D
Exons: 11
Coding region: 927-4001 (1024 amino acids)
Cellular component (GO): nucleus
Source: RefSeq, a predicted model, not a curated record
CUUUGUUAAAAAAAAAAAAAAAAAAAAAAGAGUAUCAUUUACAAAAUACUUCUCAACAAGUUUAAGUAAGUAACAAAGCCAAGAUGAGAAAUUGGAUUUAGACCUUAACUUAUUCCAAAAGGAAUGGCUGACAGUGCCAGGCUGAAGGCGAUACCAGGACAAUGCCAUUUCCCUCAACCCUUUUCUGCCCCCAUGCAAUAGAAAGCUCAUAUGUUUAGUUACUGGCAGAUGUAGUGGUGUUGCACAAAGGUGCUGCGUAUCUGUUUCUGCAUACAAAAUCUGAACAUUCAUACAAACCAGCUAACCUCCAGCUAUGCCAUGCAGUCUCUACUGACAUCGUAUCACCAUCUCCUCUGAGUUUUUAUGUUUCUUACGUGAAUAUAAGUGCAGUAGCUCCAAGAUGGUUGAGAAGUUGUUGUUUUGGAGGGCAGGGGAGGCAGCCCUGGUGCUAUGUCCUCUGUGCGCCUGUAGUGGUGCUGUAGGAGGCUGCUGGCCCUUCUUAGGAAGCGAAAGCCCAGCCUUCCCCGCUGCUGCUGCUGCUGGAGAAUUAUAUAUUCAGGGAUUCCCUUCCUAAGCACCGACCCCCCCUGCACUUUUACGAUUACUGUGUGUGGUUUUUUUAAUGCUCGCCACCUUCCCCUCAUAGAAAUUAUUUGGUAUUGUGUACAUGUUAGUGGGGGGCUCGUUGUGAAGGAGGAGAUCUAGUGAGAGGAACACAGCGCCCCCGGUCUUCGCUCGUAGCCGGCUGGGGAGGUCCUGCAAUCUGACAGCCAAACAGAAAAGGGGGGAGAAAGGAGGAGAAAAAAAGGCAGCCUGAAAAGGGUAUCAUAUGCACUGCAAGAGGUGUCCAUGAGGAAGUUCCCUGAUACUGAUAUGGUGCACAGAGUUUAAAAUCAGCUGAUGUUCACACGGAACAGAGUCACGUGAUGUAUGAAGGCAAACACAUACACUUUUCCGAGGUUGACAACAAGCCCCUUUGCUCCUAUAGCCCAAAGCUUUGUAAGCAGCGAAGACUCAAUGGUUACGCCUUCUGUAUCCGCCACGUUCUUGAAGAUAAGACAGCACCUUUCAAGCAAUGUGAAUAUGUGGCCAAGUACAAUAGCCAGCGUUGCACUAACCCCAUCCCUAAAUCUGAGGACCGUAGGUACUGCAAUAGCCAUCUGCAGGUUCUCGGAUUUAUUCCAAAAAAGGAAAGGAAGAAAAAGAACGAUGCACUGGAGGAUGUGAAGGCCAGGCAUCAGAUGGAAACCAUGGCUUUUAGCCUUACGGUGCCACCCUUGAAGAUGCCUAAUGGACUUGAUGGAAUGAAUCUCUCUCCCCCAGGGGCCAGGCUUCCGAUUAACUAUUUAGAAACUGACUUGGAAGAUCCUUUCAGUUUUGAGGAAGAAAAGCAAGAGCUAAAGAAAGGGACAUCUGUAAAGAAAAAGCUCCAGAGCAAAUUGGCUCAAAACCGGCAGCGUCUAAGAGAGACAGAAAUUGUAAAUGUUCAUCAAGAGCACUUUAGCCCUCAUCCUGCACCUUCUCCACUUCAUUCUCCAUCUUUGCAGGAGCAGCACGCACUUGUACAGCCAAUUUCAACCUUGUCGAAACCCACUGGGAUACCACAGAAUUUGGUCUGCAAGUCACCUCAACCUCCGAACACCAGCCAACCAGUACAGGGAGUAUCGCCUGUCACAAACACAGUAGCACAAACAAGGCAUCAGUCUAGCAAGAGACCUUUUUCUGUCUUACCUCCUGUUACAGAAUUGCCACGGACUGACAGGAUCCAGUUGGCAGCCACCGCCUUACCAGCUUACUCAUAUUAUGUGAGCCGACUGCAGAGACUAGUUAAACUGUGCACACGAAAGCAGCAGCUGGAUACUGAUUUAUUCCCACAUUUUGGUCUGGACUGGUCAGAAGACAGUGGAGAAGAACAGGAGGACAGUGACCAAACAUCCCCAUACCGCACUGCGUGGUCAUUCAGAGAGAGUUUCCAAUAUGACUGCAAAAAGCUAGAUAUUGAAGAAGCGCACGGUAGGAGCUCCAGGAUUGCACAACUUUGCACUUACUUUCAGCAAAAAUACAAGCACCUCUGCCGCCUGGAGCGAGCAGAAUCCUGUCAGAAAAAAUACAGACAUACAUUCCGGAGAGCCUUACAGCAGGCUGCCCUCAGAGAACCAGAGACCACAGGGCAGCUGCUUCAGGAACUGCGAAGAACCACAUGCAUAAGGACCAGGCCAAUUCAACCAGAAUUGAGAGAGACAGAAGUAACCCUUUGCAGUGCAACUAUCAGUAACAGGACAUGUAAGAACAGAGCCCUACCCUACUCACGCAACUGCUUUCAGCAUAUCUUGUCCAACAGCUCCCAACAGCUUUUUUCUAGCUGCACAGCAAAGUUUGCAGAUGGCCAGCAAUGUUCUGUGCCUGUUUUUGAUAUUAUACAUCAGACUCCUUUGUGUGAAGAACAUGCCAAGAAAAUGGAUAACUUCUUGCGAGGGGACAAUUCGCGUAAAGUUCAGCACCAGCAACAAAGGAAACCCAGGAAAAAGACCAAACCCCCUGCGCUUACCAAAAAGAAUAAGAAGAAAAGGAGGCGAGGUCCACGACGGCCUCAGAAACCCAUUCCACCUGCUGUGCCCCAGGGCAACCUGUGUAUGCCCAGCAGCCUUUCACUGCCAAUGGAGGUCUCCAGCCUAAGGAGUCCUUCCACACCAGAUCUGAGCACAGAAGAGCUGCCUGAUGACAUCACUAGUGAGAUAACAGACAUUCCCCAUGACUUAGAGCUCAAUCAGGAGGACUUCUCAGAUGUUCUGCCACGUCUGCCUGAUGAUCUGCAAGACUUUGACUUCUUUGAAGGUAAAAAUGGUGAACUUCUUCCUACCACUGAAGAAGCUGAAGAGUUGGAGAGGGCCCUGCAAGCAGUUACAUCUCUGGAAUGCUUAAGCUCUAUAGCAGUGCUAACUCAAGCUGACAAUGCAGCUGGCCAAGACCUGUCCGAUCGUGGGAUAGCAGCAUUCUCAACCGGUUCUGGAGGCUCAGUAAUACAAUCACUGAGUCGGGAAGAUCAAACAGACCUUGGAGAUCUACUCAAUGGGCGUAUAGGUCAUAAUAACUUCACCAGUCUGGAAUUGGAUGAGAACCUACUUGGUUCUACUACCUUAUCCAGCCCAUCAGCACCCCUGAGUGGACAUAUUCAGGGGCAGUUCUCAUCACCUGCCAAUGUUGGCCUUAGUUCUGCCACUUUAAUCAGCCAGAGCUCACUUGGUGAGAGAGCUUUACCUGGUACAUUUCAUGGUCUUCAUGAAGGUAACAGUGCACCCCAAAGGACACUUCAGGCAGAGAUCUUGAUCAAGGCAGAUGAUCUAAUCACCUCACAGCAGCAAUAUAAUAGUGACCAUUCACAUUCUUCACCCCAAGGAAGCCAUUAUGACAGUGAGCAUGUUCCCUCUCCUUAUAGUGACCAAAUUACAUCCCCACAUGCCACCUCCUACUCUGCUGACAGUUUGUCUGCUGCCUUCUCUUCAGAUGUACCUAUUAUUACACAGCACUUACUAACCACCCAGCUGAAUAUGCCUCUGAGUGGAGUGGUGAACCGAACUCACUGGGGAAAUCUGCCAGUUAAUCUUAGUGAUCCAUCAGGUUUCAGUACGUUCAUCACUUCUGAUGGACACCUGCUUUCAACAUCUUUGUCCACCCCACCGGCUACUUCUCAUUCAGAGACAACACAGCCUACCUUCUCCACUGUGACCCCCAAUAGCUCUAAUAUGCUUCCAGGGUUACCACAGACCAGCUUUAGUGGCCUAAGUCCCCCAGCCUCUGAACUCAUGGACUCUGCAUCCCUCAAACAUCAGCUCCCUCAGUUCAUUGCAGCAUUUGGCCAUCAGCUGACCUCUCACAGUGGCAUCCCCAAAGACCUUCAACCCAGCCAUAGUUCCAUUGCUCCUCCUACAGGAUUUUCUGUAACAGGUGCCACAUCUACAACUACCACCAACGCUUCCUCCUCAUUUGCAAGUCCUAACUGAGUACAUGUUUCAUAAUUGGAUGGAAGGGAGAUUGUCCCUGUAAAUGUUUUGUGUUGCUCUUUUAUUCCUUCUGAAAUAUUUGUUCCCUCCAAACACAAUAUUGCAGAAAGAAGAAAUAGUUUUCUGCACUGUAUUUUUGUGCUAUGCCAGCACUGGUGCUUCUAGAAUUUGUUUAGGUUCACUUUUUUCACUUUAUUUCUCUUCAGCGGAGUAACAUCAGGUUCUAACGUAUGGCCUACUUAUUCCAGGGAACAUACAUUUGUUUCAUUAACUACUUGUUCCAUAUACUAUGACUUCACCUAGGAGAUGGAAAUGAUUAGACUAGUGACCGCAGGGCAAAUUUUAGCAACCGUGGCAGGAAACACAAAUAUAAUUGGAGAGCUGUACAAUUCUGCAACUCUGCAUUCUUUGAAAUGAUUUGUUGCAGUACAAAUCAAGAGUAAUUACCUGUAUCUGUCCAGCAGUUUUGAUCUUGUGAAUUUGUGUGUGUGCGUGUGUGUUCUGAAUUCUGGAGGGGAGCCCUGCAGAACCUUUGGCAAAUAAUUUUGGCACUAUUUUCCCUUCCAAAGGCAUCCAUUCCUUUCUGAUUUGGCCUUAAAAUGACUUUUUGGAUCAUACCUCAGAGUAAACAUUAAGGCUAAAGAUCAGAGGAGAAGUUAGCACUAACUGUUUACAUCAAACAGUGCUAGUCUGGGACAAAUAAAUCGAAAGCAAAAGUUUGGAAGAAUCUUCUUUUGUGAUGUUUCUGGUAUAUAACAGGUUUAAUUUUCCCUUUUCAUCUUCAUCUUCAUAAUUUUUUUUUUAUUUUUAACUAUGACAAUCUUAGCAUGGUGUUGGAUUAUACAGUUUCCAUAAGAAUAAACAAAACUUUAGCAAGCUCUGUUAUAGUAUAAGGUGUACCUUAUUUUUAAGUAGGGUUUUUAUUUUGCUCAAAUAUUAAAGUAAAAAUAUUGAGACUUUUAUAUUUCGCAUCUUUUCCCACCUUAAAGUUCACUUUUUGGCAGGGCCUCUUUCAACUCACAAUAUGGCUAAAAGCAUAUUUAAAAGCUUCUUUGUAGCAGUCACAUAAAUAGUUAUGUUAAUAUCAAAUACAACAUUUUGCCCAUUAACUCACAAAAAUGCUUUAUAUAGGUUUGUAACCCUGCUAUUGUGCUCGGAUUGCCUUUUGUCUCUUGCAAGCCAAUGAGCACUUGGCCUAGGUAGGACCAUAACCGAUCCUCAAUUUGGUCUCCCACUCAAUCCUUUCUGUUCCCGUAGGCAGCGGGGCCCACAGUUUGGUAAGCCUAUGCAUUAAAUAUCUGGGCCUAAGCUGUUUGGUGUAAAAAAUGUUUUAUGUGGUUGUCUGCAUGCAAAAUGUAGCAGUCAGAUCAUGCCAUGCUUUCAGACAAUGGUGGUGAUUGAUUGAAUUUCCGGUCAAUAAGCUAUUGAAAAGGAAUUAAAGACGAGCCUGUAUUAUAAAGAGUUACCUUAAAUUAUUGCUUUGUAAUCAUAAUCUGGCAUUUUGUGGGAUACAAAAAGUAUCUGCAACUAGUUAGUCCAUACCAGGUCCUAUGGUUAGUACAUGAUGCAGCUUAUCUAAACUUUAAAUGGUUGUUGCUCAAUUUAAAUUUUAUACCACAUGCACAGCAUGUGCAAAAAAACUUCCUUUUCUCAAGUUUUUUUGAAACCUGAAAAAGGAGCAUGUUUGUGGAAACUGAG